This is a messenger RNA of Quercus lobata, 1553 nucleotides long. Its product is annotated as RNA polymerase II C-terminal domain phosphatase-like 4. NCBI's taxonomy places the organism in Eukaryota, Viridiplantae, Streptophyta, Magnoliopsida, Fagales, Fagaceae. The record is from RefSeq and is a predicted model, not a curated record. The transcript has a single exon. Gene Ontology annotation, cellular component: nucleus. Bases 374 to 1282 code for a protein of 302 amino acids. Gene Ontology annotation, molecular function: RNA polymerase II CTD heptapeptide repeat phosphatase activity.
CAAAGGUGAACCCAAUUUUCAGUUAUUAUAUUCAUUAUACACAAAUAAGAGAGAGAGAGAGAGAGAGAGGUUGUCUUGUCACUAUUUUUUGCUAAAGAAACUUCCAAGAUUCACCAUGAAGAUAAUUUCCGAGAAGGAUUUUCCACAAGAUUCAUCCAUCAACAUGGUUGUCGAUGACGACUAUGAUAAUACACCAGAAGAAAAUACAGGGGAGAAUUGUGCACAUCGACGUGUUUUUAGAGGAAAGUGUGUCAGCUGUAAGAGGCUGGCAUUCAAGUACGUUCAUGAGGGUAUGCGGUUGUUGUGGGUUACCAAAGAUGAGAUGGAUCGGAUUCGGAAGGUAUAGUCUGCGAAAUUGUUACAAGAUAAGAAGAUGGUCUUGGUUCUUGAUCUAGAUCAAACUCUGAUUCAUUCAACAACAAAAGAAAGAUAUCUGAGAACCCCUCAAGAACUCUUGCAAAAUAACUUAAAGGAUAGCCUAUUCCGUCUGAGUCAACCUUGGGAAAUGAUAAUGGUCAAGUUGAGACCUUCCGUUCACACUUUUCUGAAAGAAGCAAGUACUAUGUUUGAGAUUUACAUGUGUACAAUGAGUACACGAAGUUAUGCGUUGCAAGUUGCUGAGCUUCUUGACCCUGAAAGCGUUUACUUCAAGUCAAUCAUUACACGUGAAGAUUUACUUGAAACAAGCGAAAAGAAUCUUGGUCUUGUGCUAAGGGAGGAACGCAUGGUUCUUAUUAUUGAUGAUACCAUAAGCGUGUGGAGUGAGCAUGAAUUAAACUUGAUUCAUAUUAAGAAGUAUCAUUACUUUGAUUCAGAUCAUGACUGGAGUGUUGUAUCUCUUUCUGCAUUGGGCACUGAUGAAGGUGGGACCACUGGUAAGCUCACCACCGUUCUUCAACAACUUAAACUAAUACACAGACUGUUUUUCAACCCAAAAUUUGAAGGUGGACUUCAGGAUAGAGAUGUUAGAGACAUACUUGAUCGCCUUAGUGUUCUCCAAGGGUGUACAUUAUCCUUCAAAAAUAUUUUCCCUUCUGAUUUUAGGCCCGAAAAUUCGCGUCUCUGGUUGAUGGCGGAGGAGUUAGGGGCCAAAGUUUCUAUGGAUAAUUUGAUAAACACCAUCACACAUGUGGUCACUUGGUUUGCCACCGCGGAGGAGUUUCAGGAGGCAGAGAGGGAAAAAAUUAUUUUGGUCCAUCCAAAGUGGUUACGUGCUUGCUACAUUGCAUCAGAAAGGGUAUCUGAAAAAAAGUAUCUGAUUAAGCCGAAAGAUUCAAGUUGAGAUGAUCUUUGUUCACUUCUAUUAACAGAACAGGUAUAAUUCCAUUUUUUUUUGCUAAAAGUUCUUUGCAGUUAGUGAAAUAGGGUUUUUUUAUCCUAGACAAAGAAAUUCAGCGUUCUUUAGUAUUAAUUUUUAGAGCCUCAUUUUAAGUCGUUAAUGCUACGUGAUGAAUUCAAUUCUUCCUCAAUUGUGAUGAGGAGACAUAGUUACAGUGAUUUAUCUCCUUGUUGAUGUCUACAAUUUCUUAUGUGAAUGUGGCCUUGGAAAUUGA